UACAAUAUCUCCAAGAGUCUCAUAUAUAAAAUAUUACAUAGACGAAGACUUUUACACCAACACAAACGCUCUUCCUUCUUGCUCUGUUUUUUGGCUCUGUUUUUCAUCAUGGAGUGGAGCAGAGGACCCAUCAUCGGCCGAGGCUCCACCGCCACCGUCUCACUCGCCACCGCCCUCCGGUCCAGUGAACUCUUCUGUGUCAAGUCCGCAGAGCUCUCUUCUUCAGCUUUCUUGCAAAGAGAACAGAGUUUUCUCUCCAAAUUGAGCUGUCCUCGGAUUGUUAAGUACUUGGGUUUUGCUGUUAGUAACGAAAACAAUGUGCCUUUGUACAAUCUUUGCAUGGAGUACGUGCCCGGUGGCACGAUUUCCGAUGCAAUUCGAAGACAUGGAGGGAAGCUGGAGGAGUCAGUGAUCAGGUCCUACACGUAUCAGAUUCUACAAGGUUUGGAUCAUCUCCAUGUUAAUGGGUUGGCGCAUUGUGAUAUCAAGAGCCAGAACAUUCUGAUCGGAGAAGACGGAGCAAAGAUUGCCGAUUUGGGUUGUGCUAAAUUGGUUGGAGUUGAUGGGAGUGAAGUCUCUGCCACGUCAGAGUUUUCCGGCACACCGGUUUUCAUGGCGCCGGAGGUCGCACGUGGAGAGGAGCAGGGAUUUGCAGCUGAUAUAUGGGCUCUGGGUUGUACGGUCAUUGAAAUGGCUACUGGCAGAUGCCCUUGGGUGGAGGCAGGUGACCCGGUAUCUGCUCUUUAUCGGAUCGGGUAUUCCGGCGAUGUGCCGGAGCUUCCGAGGUGGUUUUCGGAUAAGGGUAAGGAUUUUCUGAGCAAGUGCUUGAUGAGGAAUGCAAAAGAGAGGUCGACAGCUAAAGAACUUCUUAGACAUCCAUUUGUUGAAUCUAUGGGGUGUCAUUCAGAUCAAGUAAAGGAGUUCACAAUGAUUAGUCCGAGUAGUGUCUUGGAUCAAGAAUUGUGGGAUUCAUUGGAAGAAUUGGAGUCAUCUCCUCAUGAACCAAACAUUGAAGGCUGUUCAAUUCUGAGUUCUCCAAUGGAAAGGUUCAGAAUGUUGAUUGGAGGUACUUUUAGUUUUUCUUCACCUCCGAAUGUACCUAAUUGGAGUGUGGAUGAAACUUGGUUCACAGUCAGAUGCAAUAUUGACACUGAGAUCUUUGAAGAUGAGUCGAUUUCGGACUCAAGUUCAUCAUCCAUGGAUUCGACCAUUCAUGAAGGAGAGCGUGAAAGUUUAAUGUUUAAUGAUGGAUUGUCAUCUGAUUAUUCUUUUGAAAUAGUUAGUACUAUUGGCAAUGAGAGAGAUUUUUUGAUACCAUGUAACAAUAUGGAAAUUACUUUUGUAUUAGAAAAUGUCAAAAUUGAAACAUACUGCAAAAGAUUUUGUUUUAUUCAAUCCAUAUGUUAUUCUAUAUGCGUUAAUCCCCACUUUAUUUUAUUUAUUUUUUUUCACCUUCUCAUACCGCGCUUCUUUCUUUAUUUAUUCCCUCACAUGCUUUUCACCAGCUUCAAUCUUGCAACAAGCAUAGGUAAUUAA
Molecule: messenger RNA, 1536 nt
Organism: Ziziphus jujuba (common jujube)
Lineage: Eukaryota; Viridiplantae; Streptophyta; Magnoliopsida; Rosales; Rhamnaceae
Product: mitogen-activated protein kinase kinase kinase 18
Exons: 1
Coding region: 109-1536 (475 amino acids)
Biological process (GO): protein phosphorylation
Molecular function (GO): protein kinase activity; ATP binding
Source: RefSeq, a predicted model, not a curated record